AUGCCUCGCUACACCAUCAACGAGCCUCACCCCACCGUGGCCAAGGACGCCUUCAUCCACGCCGGCCGUGGCGGUGCUGGUAACCACUUCCGUGCCCCCGUCACCACGCCUGCCUCGGGCGUCACCUCCACUGUGAAGCCCAUGCCCCCGACCUCUGCCCGCUUCUACUCGGGCCGCGGCGGUGCUGGCAACGCCCACGCCAAGGCUGAGCGCCCCAUCAUCUCCUUUGACGAGGAGUACGCCCGCCAGUCCGCUCGCGAGCAGAAGCUGCGUGGCCACGUCGGCCGUGGCGGCGCCGGCAAUGCCUACUCCAAGGCUACCGUCGACAGCGUGCCCGUCCGCAAGGGCAGCGAUGCCUCGAGCCACCGCUCCUCCACCAGCUCCUCCAGCGUCCGCUCCGGAUUCUUUGCCCGUCUGAGCCUCGGCAGCAAGCACUAG
This is a messenger RNA of Microdochium trichocladiopsis, 438 nucleotides long. RefSeq lists its product as uncharacterized. Bases 1 to 438 code for a protein of 145 amino acids. The transcript has a single exon. Lineage: Eukaryota; Fungi; Ascomycota; Sordariomycetes; Xylariales; Microdochiaceae. The record is from RefSeq and is a predicted model, not a curated record.